Messenger RNA from Cladocopium goreaui, 698 nucleotides. Lineage: Eukaryota; Dinophyceae; Suessiales; Symbiodiniaceae. The record is from the annotation of a GenBank genome assembly.
CAGUUUUUGACCAUUUGAACUGAGAAGAUGUGUGAAAAUAUGACAAACCAUCAAAUUGGGCGGUUUUGCCUUAGAUGUUCAUGCAAGCCCACAUCUCAAAUUCCAACAUCUCAGCUCCUCCAUCUGUUUGGCAACUUCAAAUGAAACGCAACCCCAUGGUCCAAAAUGCCAUGGAAAUUCUCAGAACACGCUCACCAAAAACUCAUUCCACCUCAAGGUGUGAAGCCUGCUUGGCCAGGCCCCUCGCUCGAUCCAUCCACUUGCUGUCAUCUGGGGAAAACUGUGGAUCAGGCUUUGCAAACUGUUCGGCAAGGUCACUCCCUUCAGACUCUGGCAAAUUCCACCAAGGGUCAAGCUUUGGGGAUGGAUUGGGAAGGUCACUCCGGCUCAAGCUGUUGGCUGUUGGUCCCAAACACAGCCAAUAGUCAAACUCAACAAGCUGUCCGGCAAGCUUACUCUUUCUAGGCUCUGGCCGAAACAGAAUCCCAAAGUCAAGCUCGUCAGAUUGCUGGGAAAAAUCAUUCCUUCCAGGCUCUGACUGAAAUCACGUCCGAAUGUCAAUCUUUGCAAACAGCUUGGAAGGGAUACCCGUUCUAGGCUCUGGUUAAAAUCAUCACCAAAGGCCAAGCUUCGCAGGCUGCUUGGCAAGGUCACUCUUUUGAGGCUUCUGUUGAAAUGACAGCCAAACGCCAAGUUUU